GUGAUACGUGUAGAAUUUCCAAUACGUGUGAUACGUGUAGAAUUUUGCCGUUUGUGAUACGUGUAGAAUUUCCAAAAUAUAACAGACUCACAACUGACAACAACGCAUAACAUGUUUAGUUAUGAAUGACACUGGUUAAAAAAGACAAAAACAUAAAAUUAAAUCAACAUGAAAAUUAGUUACUAAUUCUGAGACUACUCGAAUUAAUUUUGUAAAUGUUAUUUUCUGAUGAAUGAUGUAGCACGAGACUUAUAUUGCAGGAUUGAGUUAUGUUACCUUGUGGACGUUUUAUGGUUUCAGUUGGCACCCUGUAUGACAUGUCAUUAGCGCUGUCGGUUACGACAGAAGAUUCAGUGGAGAUUGCUCCUCCGUCGCCCCAGCGAUGUGCUCCGGAUGACGUGUUAAUGUACUGUGACUGCUGUCAUAAAUUCCUCCCUACUCCGUGUUGGCUGCACGCUGCCAGUGUCUGUGAUGAGCCAGUUAUUCCGUUGUCCGUCGGCAGUUUGCCCAAGAUGCUCUACUUGGAUGUUUGCGACGAUUCGUUAACAGGGAAAGCUGUGUUUGCCAAGGAAGUCAUUGUCCGUCACACGGUGUUUGGGCCGUUAAUUGCGCCGUUAAUGCCGGGUAACAGCGAGAAGGCGUUGUAUAUUUGUAUUACGGAGGAGCACCGUAAAUAUUACGAACUUGAGUCGGAUUACGCGUGUAACUGGAUGAAGCAUGUCCGCUUUGCGGACAACCUGCAAAACAGCAAUUUGCUGGUGUUCUCGCGCGGAUCGCAAGUGGUCUUUGUCACCAUUAAGACAGUGUCGCCGCACGAAGAACUGAAGGUCUGGUAUUCCAAACAGUACCUGGAUAUGGUGGACACGCCGGUAAACGCUGCUGUUGUGGACUUUCAACUGAAAAUGGAGGAUGAAGUAAAGGGAACUUUUUUACCAUCUGAUGAUUACGCCGAAGUGGCAGACGCAGUACCGAGGAACAGUAAAGUGACCGGAAGUUCCCCAGUGGAAGCUGUUUGUGUUUCUCAUUUGCCGAUGGAAAGCGGGUCAUCGUUGCCAGUGACUGUGGACGCUGAUUACCGACAGACUGACGAAGGCUUUCGUGUACGCUCGAAACCCAGGCGAACAAGAAAAACGGAAAAUUUUUAUACCAGCAAUAUAUGCUCGGAGUGCAAUAUGAGAUUUCGGAAGGAAGAUAUGCUGCGUUUGCAUCAGUUCAGUCACACGGGCUACGAUGAACAGCCUGAACGAGAGUGUCCUGAAUGCUCGAAACAUUUCGACGGUUUUCCCGCUUUACUAAAGCAUGUCGACGAGCAUGGUACACCGCUUGUGCAGUGCCCGGUCUGCAAUGACACGUGCAGUUUGGGCGUUAUCCUCGUGCAUCUUCGCCGCUACCAUCCCGGAGUCGAAAGAGGAAAGCUAUAUGAGAAGCGUUUGAAUUGUGAUAAAUGCGGUAUGCGAUUUUCCUAUAACUUCCUCUACCGUUUACACCAGCUGGGUCAUCAGGACAAGGAGUGUGUCGACAGCAUAAAAAUUUCGCGAAAAUGUCCGGAAUGCGGUGACAUGUUCGAAAACUUGGAAGAAUUGGCGGAGCACGUGGAUGUGCACGGAAAGCUAAUGAAGAAAUGUCCAGUGUGCAACGGCUAUUACCCUGGCAUGGAGAAACAUAUUGCACGUGAUCAUCCGCAGUAUUUGGCCGAAACACGUUGCCCGGAAUGUGGGAAAGAAUGCGCGAAUGAAUCGUCCUUACUGCACCACCUGCAGGGUCAUCAGAUGAGAGCAUCUUUAGAUAGCUUGACAUGUGACGAAUGCAGACUGCAAUUUGCGAAAGACAGUUUAUACGUCCUGCACAAGAGCAGUCAUGAAACUCCAGCCUGUCACGCUAUUUCCGGCGCGCAAAAGUGCCCUGAAUGCGACGAAGAGUGUGACGGCAUGGGUGCACUGCUGGAGCAUGUUGUCAAGCAUGCUGUCGCCGCGCAGAAAUGCCCCGAAUGCUACCAUUGGUUCCCCCGCCACCGUCUGCGUUUUCACAUAAAGCGUCACAAAUCGGCGCAUCAUUCUGUGUUACAAGAGAAAGAGUCAGUGAAAAGACCAAAUUUGGCUGCGUUGACUUGUGCUGAUUGUGGACUGCGGUUUUCUACCGUCGAGCUUGUCCAUUUGCACAAGAAUAAGCAUUUGGAAGAUAAGAUUUCCGUCAGCACCAGACAAUGUCCUGAAUGUAGUAGAUCGUUUGCCGUCGCGGACGACCUUGUGAAGCACGUUGAAGAACACGCGACUAUUACGAGGAAAUGUCCAGUGUGUGGUGUGUGGCGUGCACAAAUGAGUCAGCACCUCGCUCAAAAGCAUCCUGGGUACAAGGACGAAACACAGUACAAAUGUCCACAGUGCAAUCAACGCUUCCGGUUACGCCGCCGCUUGGAAGAACAUAUGCUGAGGCACGGACAGCAGGGCCGUUUCCGGAAAACCACAUGUACUCAGUGUGGUUUGCGUUUCAGCACCAAAUUAUUGUGUCGCAUCCAUGAAUACGAGCACGGAGACAAAGAAUUAUCAGACGAUCUGCCAAACCAAACUACAUGUGCUGAAUGUGCGGAAGAAUUGGAAGGUUUCGAUGCAUUGGUGAAGCACGUCAGAAUACACGGCCGGCAGACGGAGGAAUGCCCGGUUUGUAUGGGACGUUUUCAUGCGCUGAACGAACAUAUUCGGUAUCAUCAUCCCGGCUGCCAGUACCGGGUGAGGAAGAACUAUACAUUUUCUACGGAAGACAAUUCUUACCGGUGUGGAGAAUGCGGGAAGGAAUUCAAGUCCGGUGUCGGUCUAACCGCGCAUGUCAAUAGCCACGUCACGAAAGCUUUACUGACCGCUCGAACGUGUAGCGAUUGCGGUCUGCGAUUCAAGACAGAUAUCGGAUGCCGACUGCACACAGUGCGUCAUGGAAAUGUAGAAUUAACGGAGACCAUGCGUGACACACGACGGUGUCCUGAAUGCCGUCGGAACUUUGAAAGACUGGAGGAAUUGCUGGACCACAUUAGCAAUCACGGGAGAUCAACGGAAAAAUGCCCGGUGUGCGGAGACUGGUAUGCUGCUUUGACUGUUCACAUCCGGCGUGACCAUCCAGAUUUCCUCCCCAAAAAUGCUAUUACACCACGAAAAUCUACGAGCGACGGCUUGAAUGCUGAUGAUGCCAUCGACGAUGUCUGCAAAUGUCCAGAUUGCGGCAAAGAGUUUAAUUCACGCACCAGUUUUAACAAGCAUGUUGUGAAUCACCGGACAACCGACAAGCUCAAAACUCUGACGUGCAGCGAGUGCGGUCUGCGAUUUACAAGCGAUGUGUUGUGCCGGUUGCAUGAGGUCUGCCAUGGCAAAGUAGAGGUGUCGGAGGCUGCUCGUGCCACUCGAGAUUGCCCGGAAUGCGAUAAAGUCUUUGCAGAACUUAAUGAAUUGGUGGAACAUGUGGCACUGCAUGGAAGACACACGGAUAAAUGUCCGGUGUGCGGACAAUGGUAUGCCUCGCUGAAAGAACACAUUCGCCGUGACCAUAAUGAACAUUUCGCGGAAUUCGUCGCUCAAGAGAAACUAAACUGCGCCACGUCCAAGUCGAAGGAACGUGGUGGAUAUCGGUGCGGGAAAUGUGGAAAAGAACUUCCCACGCGUAACAGCUACGAUUUACAUAUGAAGAGUCAUCGGUUGAAAGAAAUGAAAUACGGGCAUCUGACGUGUAGCGACUGCGGACUGCGGUUUGGAAGUGAAUCCUUAUGCAAUUUGCAUCGGAUGCAGCAUGCUGAUAAGGACAAUUUGACCGAUCGUCAGGUGGAUGUGGAUGAUUGUCCGCAGUGCGGUGAAUCCUUCCAAGAAGUUAAAGAACUGGUGGAACAUGUGGCAUUACAUGGAAGACGCACGGAUAAAUGCCCGGUGUGCGGUCAGUGGUACGCCGCGUUGAAGGAGCACAUCCGUCGUGAUCAUAAUGAACAUUACACGGAAUUCGUCGCUCAAGAAAAAUCAACUAGCGACACGCCCAAGACGAAGAAACACGGUGAAUAUCGUUGCGAGAAAUGUGGAAAGCUGCUUCCCACGCGUACCAGCUACGAUUUUCAUACGAAGGCUCAUCGUUCCAACGAAGUGACGUACAAUUCUGUGACUUGCAACGAUUGCGGAUUGCGAUUUAGAAGCGGGUUGCUGUGUCAGCUGCACAAAUUGCAGCAUGCCAGCGACGGAUGCAGCAACGAGGAAUUAAAAAACACAAAAUCCUGCCCCGAAUGUGAAGAAGAAUUCCAAGGAGUCGCAUUGUUGGGUGCUCACGUUGCUGUACAUGGCAAAGCGACCAGCAAAUGCCCGGUGUGCAGUCGUUGGUACGGUGCUCUCCGAUUCCACGUGCGGCGCGAACAUCCAGAACAUUUUUUGAAAUAUACCGCACAGUUAAAUGCCAAUCGCGUACAAGUCCCGGCUAAAGCCGUAUCUGAUGAAUCGAAGCGAAAAGAGACUCCACGGAAAGGCUAUCGUUGUCCGAAAUGUUCCAAGAGUAUUGAGAAUUUCAGUGCUUUCACGUGCCACAUGCAGCAGAGUCAUGGCGUGGAAGAGCCAGCCGGCAUUGGGACGUGCGACAUGUGCGGUUUGCGGUUUCUGAGCGAACAGCUUUGUGAACUGCAUAAAGUACAGCACGGAUUAUUUAGCAAAAAUCUACAGUGCACAGGAAAAUGUCCCGAGUGUGGAGGGAAAUUUCAGCAGUUGCAAGCGUUGGCAGAGCAUGUUGCCACGCACGGAGUGCAGACGGAGAAAUGUUAUGUAUGCAACAAGUGGUUCGCUUCACUGCGUCAACAUGCUCCACGAUGUUUUAACCGCGCCGUUGUCCAUGACCGUUCCGAAUUUUCACCGUUGGUUGAUUCCCUUGCGAAAGCGUCGUCACCUCGAAAAACUGGACACAGAAAGAGAUACUUUAAAUGUCAAGAAUGCAUUAAGGAAUUUCGUUCGCGGGAUUUUUUGCAAGCGCACAUGAAGGCUGAUCACGCGGCACCGAAAUGCGUGGUUUGCGACGAAGUUUUGGGUAGCGUUGAUGAUCGGCACCAACAUAUGCUCACUCACAGCACAACAAACGAUCUGAAAUGUGGCAUCUGCAAGAAAACAUUCCAGUCAUCGCGUAGUUUUGCGGCGCAUGUGAAAAAGCAUGCAAAUGGGAAAUUAUGUGAACCCAUUGCAGAAGAAUUUGCGCCUGAUGAAUGUGUGGUGUGCCGGAAGUCAUUUGCGGAUUUUCUUCAGCUGAAUCAGCACGUGAAAAAGCAUAACCUUCAUGGUGGAUUUGAAUGCGCGAUGUGUGCUGAAAGGUUUCCUUUCUAUUAUUUAUUGUCCCGCCAUGUGAUGGAGAAACAGCAUUGGCGUCCGAAAAUCGGCAUCCCUUGCAGUGUCUGCCAUGAAGAGUUGCCCAACGAAAACGCCUUGCAGUUGCAUUUAUUUACGCACCACGAUGCGGAGUUGACAGUCAAAUGUUGUUGGUGCGCGGAACGGUUCACGUGCAACGAUGAUCUCGACGUGCACAUUGCUGCGGUGCAUGCACCGGCAGAUGGGGAGGAUUAUGGAAUGGAGGAAGUCGCUGUGGAUGACGAGUUGUUCGGGAAUGUUGGCGGGAACUGAUGGCACGAUUGACCGACGACGAAAACGAAUAGCUGGAUUCAUCCGCAAAUGAUGUGAUACCGACUUUCUUUUCAGUUCUAAUAAGCACUGGGGGGUACUAUUGCUUUUGAUAUGGGCUUUGUGCUUUGAUUAUUUUUGUAUUCCGUGAUUUUUCUGUGAUGGUAUAACUACAUGAGCGGCCCAGGCGAGCAGCUAGAUUGAUGGAAAUAUGUUUUUGUUUGGACUGUACGGGUAUUGUGUAAUCAGUGUCAUCCGUGUUUAAAUGGUUAUGUUAGUGGGGGAAUGGGUAUGUACUUUGAAUUUCAGGGAUUUUUGUUUUAGUCUGUUGUUGCUUUUGUAUUUCUUUGCUAGGGCACCAUAUUGUUUUGGUAAUGAAGACGCUGUUAAUUUGAACAGUUUCUCAUUAAAAAUCAUUAAGUUU
Messenger RNA from Paramacrobiotus metropolitanus, 6039 nucleotides. Its product is annotated as zinc finger protein 729-like. The record is from RefSeq and is a predicted model, not a curated record. Lineage: Eukaryota; Metazoa; Tardigrada; Eutardigrada; Parachela; Macrobiotidae. Bases 270 to 5618 code for a protein of 1782 amino acids. Gene Ontology annotation, cellular component: nucleus. Gene Ontology annotation, biological process: regulation of transcription by RNA polymerase II. The transcript has 12 exons. Gene Ontology annotation, molecular function: RNA polymerase II transcription regulatory region sequence-specific DNA binding; protein binding; DNA-binding transcription factor activity, RNA polymerase II-specific.